UGUUUGAAGGCGUUUCGCUCGAAUCGCAGCCCUUGGUACGGCAUACCUCCCGAACAUAGCCGAUAACUGCAAGCGAUUAGCUACUGUACGUUGUCAUCUUAAACUUUGCGUACAAGACGAAUCGUUUUGAUGAGAUCAGAACUUUCUAUAAACUUCAAGCGGCACCUCAGAUACUUCUGCAUUGAUUUGCAAAACUUACGAACUCCUGUGAGAAAACUUCUUCCAGCCUGACCCUGUUGGACUGAUCGCCACGGACUUGGGACAUCCACGCUUUGCUGAUCCUGUUUUUUACGAUCCCUGGCGGUCAAAAAAUGGGAAGCAAGACCCUGGCGGCGCCGGUGCCCCUGCACCCGUCCCUGCAGCUGGCCAACUACGGCCUCCUGCAGGCCUCCGGCGGGCUCCAGCUGCCCGCCGACCACAUCCCCAACAUCUACAGCUUCAGCGCCCUGCACGCCGUGCACCUGCACCAGUGGACGCUGGGGUACCCGCCCGUGGCCCUGCCCCGCUGCACCUUCUCCAAGCUCCCCGCGCUGAUGGACGGGCGCCUGCCUCUGCCCGCCCUGCUGCCCCCCUUCUUCCCCCACAUCGUCCAGCCCGGCAAGCAGGACUCCGCCUCCUCCGGCGGAGGCGGUGGGACGCAGGGGGCCAAGAGGAGCAAGCCCCGCUUCGACUUCGCCAACCUGGCGGUGGCGGCCACCCAGGAGGAGCCGCUGAAGGCGGAGGACCUGAGCUCGCCGCCGGGGCCGGGGCCGGUGCUGGCGCUGGGCUCCCUGCUGGACGCGGCCAAGCUCUCCCCGGAGAGGAAGCCCAGCCGCGGGCGGCUGCCCUCCAAGACCAAGAAGGAGUUUGUCUGCAAGUUCUGCGGCCGCCACUUCACCAAGUCCUACAACCUGCUGAUCCACGAGCGGACACACACGGACGAGAGACCGUACACCUGCGACAUCUGCCACAAGGCCUUCCGGCGGCAGGACCACCUGAGGGACCACAGGUACAUCCACUCCAAAGAAAAGCCUUUCAAGUGCCAGGAGUGCGGGAAGGGCUUUUGUCAGUCCCGGACGCUGGCGGUCCACAAAACGCUGCACAUGCAGGUCAAGGAACUAAAACCGUCGAAGAUAAAGUGACGCCCCCCCCCCCCCCAGAUGCACGCGAGGACAGAAGAGUGACACGGGGUGGACACUGGAACAAAGAGGACCGAGCAAAAGGAGAAACGGAAACGAAAACAACAACAACAACAACAAAAA
Anguilla rostrata (American eel) is the source of this 1241-nucleotide messenger RNA. RefSeq names its product odd-skipped related transcription factor 1 (gene osr1). The transcript is spliced from 3 exons. Lineage: Eukaryota; Metazoa; Chordata; Actinopteri; Anguilliformes; Anguillidae. Gene Ontology annotation, cellular component: nucleus. The coding region runs from base 312 to 1121 and encodes 269 amino acids. The record is from RefSeq and is a predicted model, not a curated record. Gene Ontology annotation, molecular function: RNA polymerase II transcription regulatory region sequence-specific DNA binding; DNA-binding transcription factor activity, RNA polymerase II-specific. Gene Ontology annotation, biological process: regulation of transcription by RNA polymerase II; urogenital system development; embryo development.